AUGGAAGAUUCUCGCCUGCUUGGUUGUCCUGUGGAAAUAUGCUGCUCCGUUCUGGAAUAUCUGCCUCGAAAGGACCUUUGCAGUAUUUGCCUUGUUAAUAGCCAUCUGCGCAACCUCGCUGAACAGAUCCUGUAUGCAAAAAUCCUCAUCUCUUCGCGGAACUGGCAAUCCCGAACCCUCACUCGACUGCUGCGCAGCCUGUUACGCCGGCCUCGAUUAGCUACCUACGUCCGUUCGCUGUAUCUGCAUGGAAGUGCCUACUUUAUGCCUUAUGAUGUAGGCAAAUUGCCCCAAAUACGUGUUUCCGGUCCCGAACUGGAGGAGCCUCUGGCGUUUGUUGCGAGCACUACCGUACCAUAUCGCAAGGACUGGUUGAAACAGCUGCGAAACGGGGCAAUAGACGCAUUUGUCGCUGCCUUGCUAUCCCAGCCAAUGCGCCUGAAUUUCCUGCGUAUUGAACAGGCAUUUUUCUUGGACAGCUACCUUAUCGGUAUGGUGUUUCGAUCGAUGUUCUGUGAGCCGCAGUAUUGCGGGCUACAGCUCGACUUCAGUCGUCUAGAGAGUGUGUUCUUAGGGCGUUCUUACUUUAACCUGAACGAAAACAAUACCGCUGAUGUACUUCCCAUGUUUUACUUACCGUCUGUCAAGAAAUUGCUGAUUGAUGUUGAAAACCCCACUACAUUCUCGUGGCCGACGGUACAGCCACCUUCCAAUUCCAGUAUAAGCGUGCUGAACCUGCUCUACGUACGAGAAUGCUUUCUGGGGGAUUUGGUUUCGGUCACAAAGGGGCUUAACAGUCUCGAAUGGGAGUGGAUGUAUACCCCGGAGCUCGAGGAUGAUAAAGUCCAAACACCCAUUAUCGAUCUGAAGCGAAUCAACAAGGCACUGUAUCAUGUUCGCGAGACCCUAACCGAUCUCACUAUCUGGGCUCAAUGCCUGUAUGGCUACCCUCAUGACUGGCCUAUGUGGGAUGACUAUCCUCAGUUGUCUACCAGGGGAACGUUGAGGGUGAUGACCAAACUCGAUAAACUGACAGAACUCACCAUCCCGAUCACGUUCCUCUUGGGGUUUACGCCGCUCUUAAAUAGGCGGAUGAAAGAUGUUUUGCCACCGAAUAUUAAGGAUCUGACUAUGACGGAUGACUUAUGUCUUUUCUGGUAA
This is a messenger RNA of Talaromyces rugulosus, 1161 nucleotides long. RefSeq lists its product as uncharacterized. NCBI's taxonomy places the organism in Eukaryota, Fungi, Ascomycota, Eurotiomycetes, Eurotiales, Trichocomaceae. Gene Ontology annotation, molecular function: protein binding. Bases 1 to 1161 code for a protein of 386 amino acids. The record is from RefSeq and is a predicted model, not a curated record. The transcript is spliced from 2 exons.